AUGACCCUACAUCUAGCAAAUCAUUCAGUGAGAAAACCCCUAGGAGUGGUUGAGAAUGUGCUCAUGAAAGUUAAUAAAGUCAUUAUUCUGGUGGACUUCAUGAUCCUUGAUGUGGAUGACGAUGUCGAAGUCCCUUUGAUCCUCAGGCAUCUAUUCCUCAAUACUUCAAGUGUUUUGAUUGAUGCAAAGGGAGGAAAGAUGAUGUUGAGAGUAGGGCAAGAACAAGUGGUCUUCACUCUUCCAGAUGUUAUGAAGCACACACUAGACCAUGAUGACAUGUUGUAUUUCACCGAUGAGACUGACUUGAUUAUUUCUGAUUGUGUGCAGGAGGUCUUGGCAUUAAACCUUUUGGAUGAGUAUUUGGAUAAGAUAGAAGUCAAGGAAGUUGAAGAAUAA
Messenger RNA from Dioscorea cayenensis subsp. rotundata (Guinea yam), 396 nucleotides. RefSeq lists its product as uncharacterized. The record is from RefSeq and is a predicted model, not a curated record. The transcript has a single exon. NCBI's taxonomy places the organism in Eukaryota, Viridiplantae, Streptophyta, Magnoliopsida, Dioscoreales, Dioscoreaceae. The coding region runs from base 1 to 396 and encodes 131 amino acids.